Anarrhichthys ocellatus (wolf-eel) is the source of this 3836-nucleotide messenger RNA. RefSeq names its product transcription factor binding to IGHM enhancer 3b (gene tfe3b). Gene Ontology annotation, biological process: regulation of transcription by RNA polymerase II. The transcript is spliced from 9 exons. NCBI's taxonomy places the organism in Eukaryota, Metazoa, Chordata, Actinopteri, Perciformes, Anarhichadidae. Gene Ontology annotation, molecular function: RNA polymerase II cis-regulatory region sequence-specific DNA binding; DNA-binding transcription factor activity, RNA polymerase II-specific; protein dimerization activity. The record is from RefSeq and is a predicted model, not a curated record. Gene Ontology annotation, cellular component: nucleus. The coding region runs from base 675 to 2033 and encodes 452 amino acids.
AAAUAAAUUAAUACAUAUUAUUUGUGUCUUGUUUUAUUUUUUUUUAUCUAAGUAGCAGUAUUCUGAUUUAUGUAGAUAAGGUGAUAAAAACCACGUGCAAAACUUUUGCUUCUGGGAACCUUGAUCCAUCAUUUCAUGAUAAAAAAAAUAUGCUUUCAUGGUUUUUUUUCACGAGGUAAAUGAUAUCACUGUUCAGCCACUGUUCCUUAAAAUCACUUGAAAAUGUGAUCAAAUUGUUUGCUCCUGCAUGGCAUGAUACUUGCAUCAUAUUUUGCAUAAUUUGAUAACUUCAAAUACAGAUUGAAGUUACUUCUCUUUUUUUUUGCCAUCCCAGACUACACUGGUUUGCAUCCAAACACUACAGUUGUAUCUUAUUUAAACUAUGAACCUACCUUCAGAUAUAUACUGUAUGUACCUGCACUAACUAGGCCGUUUUGAAAAUAUGCAACCUCACAGCAGUCAACAACUUCCGGGUAACCCGCGACGGACGACGUCAUCCCGAGAUAAACAACACUGUCAGAGCCCCGGCUAACUUCUGUUGAAGAGCUUGUAACAAAAAUGACUUAACUAUGGCAAAGAAACCGGAUGACCUCGGAGAUUUAUGGCUGUGAUUACCUAAAAGAAAAAAUCUAUUGCCACACUCCAUCCCUAGAUCUUGAUCGCUCUCUUCAGCCAUGUCGUCACGCGUGUUGCAGCGGCAGCAGCUGAUGCGAGAACAAGCCCAGGAGCAGGAGCGACGUGAGGCCCAGCAGCAGGCCUCCGCCUCUCUGCUCCGGGCCUCUGACUCCACUCCAGCCAUCUCCGUCACGCUACCCCCGAAUGCUGCCCGCCCCCCUCCGGCACAGGUGCCUGUGGAGGUGCUGAAAGUGCAGACCCACUUGGAGAACCCCACCAAGUACCACAUCCAGCAGGCACAGAGGCAGCAGGUGAAGCAGUACCUCUCCACCACUCUGGGCAACAACGCGGUUACUCAGACCAUCGGCCUGUCGCCCGUGCCGCAGUCCAGUUCCGCCCCCGAAGUUGCUCCCACUGCCAGCAGUGCCCCUAACAGUCCUAUGGCUCUGCUCAACAUCGGAUCCAACAAGGAGGAAAUUGACGAUGUGAUAGACGACAUCAUUAGUCUUGAAUCCAGUUUCAAUGACGACAUCAUUACGUUGAUUGACUCAGGGCUUCAGUUGCCUUGCACGCUCCCAGGAAAUCUGUUGGAUGUAUACCAUAGCCCUGGAAUGGCAGCACCUACUUUCGCUGUCAGCAACUCCUGCCCUGCUGAUCUUCCAAAAAUUAAAAGGGAAAUUACCGAUGUAGACAACAAAGCAAUAAUGAAAGAAAGGCAGAAGAAAGACAACCAUAACCUCAUUGAGAGGAGGCGGAGAUUCAACAUCAACGACCGUAUAAAGGAGCUUGGUACUCUGAUACCCAAGACGAAUGACCCAUAUCACAAUGAUGUCAGUGAGAUGCGCUGGAAUAAAGGCACCAUCCUGAAAGCCUCGGUCGACUACAUCAGGAAGUUGCAGAAGGAGCAGCAGAGAUCCAAGGAUAUCGAUAUGCGUCAGAAAAAGCUGGAGCUUGCAAAUCACGGUCUAAUGUUACGCAUCCAGGAACUGGAAAUACAGGCACAGCUCCACGGCCUGAGUCCUGAUCUAUCUCAGCUCCAACAGCAGCAGCUCCCACAUAGCGGUCUGUCUCUGCCUCCCGGUGCAGAAGGCGUCUCCUCCCAAAACCUCCUCGGUAUGGGCGGGGUGGGCAUCGGGCAGCCCCUGCCGACCUCCUUCCUGUCCCCGCCCUCCUCGGACUCUCCCGCAGGAGUCACCAUCAGCAGCCCCCUGGACCUGGGCAGCCUGAGCUUCGCCGAGCUAGACGACAGCUCGGCCUCAGCACUUUACCCCGACGUGGGCUUGGCAGACUUUCUCAUGGACGAGGGGUGCACUCUGUCUCCGGACAGGAUGGCCGAGCCGCUCUUUUCCCCCUUGUCACCAGGUGCCUCUAAAUCCAGCAGUCGCAGGAGCAGCCUUGAAAUGGACGAGGACUUGUGAUGAGCCCCGAGUGGCUGUCAGAGACUGUCUGUAGGGACAAGAAUGGCGGAAAGUGCAGUCUGUCCUUAAAUAACGCCAGUCUAUUUAUAGGACUGUGAAUUUGAACUUAGAAAAGCAAAAACAGCUAACGUUAAGAUCAAAACUAACAUGUUCUUCUUGAUUUGUUUCUUUCUUCUUUUGCCAUACAGGCCUAAAUAUUAUUGUUCCUGUUUGGAGCUGGUCAGAUGAUUAUGUCUGGGUUUAUAAAUGCAAUCUUGUUAAAAUGAAAUAUUAUACGAUAGGGGCAUGGACUUAGCAUAAAGAUAUAUUUCCAUUCUUAUAUAGUUUUUAAGAUUUUUUUCUUCAGAGAUUUAAGAGGGAUAUAAAGUUUGCUUGAAUUUAUUAUGUGCUCAUUUAUAGGGAAGAAAGCUGUGAGGUUUCUUUUUUUCACAACAACACUGAUGAACAGAUGCCAACAUACAGUGUGUUUUAUUUUUUUCGACUGACUGGAAUCAGGGUUUGUUAAUAGCGGUCACAUCCACGUUGGGUUGUCUCACCAGCAGCUGCAGAAGGGAUUUUUUUAAGGUGAAUUGGCACAUUGUGAGAUAUUUACUGCAUAUUGUAUAUAAGAAUAUUUUAUUUUGAGCAAUUUAAUUGCACCUUAUUUUUUGGCAGUCUAUGCAUUUUAUGAGAGCUUUUGUCUGUUUUUAUUACGAUCGCACACGGUGGACAGCUGAUGCCCAGGUUGCAUGUGUUUGUAAUACAUUUUAAAAAGCAAUGGAACAUUCACUUGCUGCUGCAGCUAGUCGGCCAAAGCAGGACUUCUUCCAGAGUAGCUACAAAAUUGCAAAAUCAGCAUUUUUAUUUUUGAAUAUGUUCACUAGAGUCAAUGGAAAUGCAAGACAGUAUGAGAGAUGCAGAACAAUUUUUCAGUAGUACUGUAGUUCAUUACAGUAGUCUUUUUGAUACCUGAAUAAUAGUUUACUCGGUAGUUUCUCCUGGCUAAUAUCUGUGUCGUCGGUGAUUGUCUGUUAUUCUUGGCGGCCGGUCACUGAGUGAUUAGCAUGUUCUACCAAGACUGUGGCUUCUUUUUGGGGGGUUUUUGACGAUCAAAGCUGAUAUAUCUAAUAAUGCGAUAAUGCUCAUUGUAGUAUGAAUUCAGAGGGCUUUGACCUUCUUUCAAACCAACCACUAGCCUCACAUCUGUAAUAAGGUAUAACUGUUUGUUGUGUGAAACCUGCAAUGCAACCAUUAUUCAAUAAAAUAGCCACAAAGUUUUAGAAAGGCAUUUUUAUUAUUUGUCAGAUGCGUAACGUGACCUUAUGUACAGUAAAUUAAUGAGUGUUUGAGAAAGUUCCUGCAUAAGUGUAGUUAUUUUUCUUUUCUUUUGUUAACACUGACGCACUGAUUUUCUUUUUUUUCCUUCAACACAACCUCCAAGUUAUUGAUAUGCAUACUUUUUUAAAAACUAUUCAGCAGUCAAAAAACAUCUUUGCUUUUUGGUGGUGACGGUGAUUUUUAAGUGUCCUCUCCUGUUCAUUCAGAACUUAUGUAGACUACUUUGUUUUGUAGCUAAAAGCAGCUCUACUCCGUAGCUCAGUGCUACUAAUUGCGUUGUUCGUAGUCCCAUCAGAUUACGUACAUACAUGACCGGCCUUUUUUUCCACUCAUAGUUAAUCGCUCUCCACAAUAUUAACCGUGUCUUACCCUGACAUAUAUCUGAGUGCUAACAUUGACUGUUAACCAUAAACAGGUAGCAUUUGUGUCUUGUCCUAUUACAAGUUGGCUUUUCGGGAGAUUUUAACAAAUAAAUGAUUCCCAUUG